Molecule: messenger RNA, 945 nt
Organism: Penicillium macrosclerotiorum
Lineage: Eukaryota; Fungi; Ascomycota; Eurotiomycetes; Eurotiales; Aspergillaceae
Product: dihydrodipicolinate synthase family protein
Exons: 1
Coding region: 1-945 (314 amino acids)
Molecular function (GO): 4-hydroxy-tetrahydrodipicolinate synthase activity
Source: RefSeq, a predicted model, not a curated record
AUGUCUGUCACCAUCGUCCCUGCCAGCGGCGUCUGGGCUCCAACCAUUACAUUUUUCGACCAUAAUACCGAUAGUCUUGACACAGAGUCACAGGCAAGAUACUACACUUAUCUUUCCAAAACUGGCCUCGCUGGCUUGGUUGUUUUGGGAACAAAUUCUGAGACGUUUUUGUUGACGCGGGAAGAGCGAAAGUCUCUCUUGGAGAUUGCACGAAAGGCAUGCGGUCCUUCAUACCCGAUCAUGGCCGGUGUAGGCGGCCACUCGACCAAGCAAGUACUGGAAUUCAUCAAUGAUGCCGCAGGUGCCGGAGCCAACUAUGUUCUUUUACUACCUCCAGCCUAUUUUGGCAAGCAGACGACAUCGGCUGUAAUUAACAGUUUCUUCGAUGAUAUUGCAACGGCAAGCCCACUGCCGAUUGUGAUCUACAACUUCCCGGCUGUCUGCAACGGCAUAGAUCUUGAUUCAGCAACCAUUGCAAAUCUGGCCAAAAGGCACAGCAACAUCGUCGGUGUUAAGCUGACAUGUGGUGCUGUGGCCAAAAUAACACGUCUGGCAGCCGAGUUUCCAGCUGAGAGAUUUGCCAUCUUCGGAGGUCAAUCGGACUUUCUGAUCGGCGGCUUAGCUGCAGGAUCCUCGGGCACUAUUGCAGGAUUUGCGAAUGUUUUUCCAAAAACUAUUGUGCAGAUCUACAAUUUUUACCAGGAGGGCCAGUACAAGGAGGCAAUGGAGUUGCAUAAGAAGGCAGCACUCGCUGAGCAGCCCUGCAAGACUGGUAUUGCGUCCGUCAAAUACGCCGCGGCGCUGAACACGGCCAAGGCAGCGGGAAUCGAAGGAGCAUUGGAGAAGCUGAAGCCACGCCGGCCUUAUGUCGAGCCAUCUGAGGCAGAAAAGAAUGGCAUCAAGUCACACUUCGCAAGCUUGGUGGAUAUAGAGGCAAGCUUAUGA